Molecule: messenger RNA, 1518 nt
Organism: Lycium ferocissimum
Lineage: Eukaryota; Viridiplantae; Streptophyta; Magnoliopsida; Solanales; Solanaceae
Exons: 9
Coding region: 346-1503 (385 amino acids)
Molecular function (GO): zinc ion binding
Source: RefSeq, a predicted model, not a curated record
ACCAAUUCCCAAGCACUCUUGUUGGAGUAGUGACCAUCUUCAGAAUUCAUCCAAAUAGUAUAAUCAUCAGUAUCAUCUUGCCCCAAUUCAAUGGAGCUAAUAUGUAAUGCUAUCUGGCCAGAGACAGUGUUGUAUAACUUUUGGAUGUUCCAGGUGUGUUCGAGUAGAAGAUGGUGCAGAGUGUGGCCUUAAUAGAUCCGCCCCUGCCAACAAGUUAAAAUCAGUUCUGCAAAUAAAAAAGUUGAAGGGGAACCCAGCCCCCUAUUGCUUGAGAGAGUAAAGUCUUAAAGUCAACACAGUUUCUGUUUCAACCGUAGAGUCACGUGGGUAUCCUGUUGGGUUUAGAUGACAGGCCGGAAGCAUAAGGCAAAGUUAUCACUUCCAACGGUUGACGAAAACCCUCUUGGAAAAGAACAACGCGCCAUUUUUGAAAAUGAACUUAAUCAAAUGAAUGUGUCAACAGAAGAUUUAAUUAAAAUGCUGGAAUUUAAUUGCGAAACUAAGCUAGUGGAAGGAUGUAAUCAGCGUAGGGCUCUGAUAAAGUACUGUACGUAUGGAAUGGCAUACGGAGCAAUCAAAAGCAAGUGCCCUAAGUGCGGAUCCAUGAUUAUUUUUGACGGAGUUAACUUUUCUUGUCAUCGGAAUGCAUAUAUGAAGUCUACAUGCGAAUAUGCAAGAUAUAAGGUCAAGCAUAAACGAACUCCUUGGAAAAUUCCAAAGACUGUGGACAAUGAACAAUUGAAACGGUGGAAGAAAGAUUCUGAGAACAUCGAACAAGGAUACGUAUUAAAGGGUGAGAAGGCUAAAAACAGGGACAAGACACUGAAGGAAAUACAAGAGCACAAGAAAAUAAUGACUAACAAUACCACCGGAAAGUGUAUCUUGGUGGAAAAAGACAUUGUCUACAGCUAUUUCUUGGUCCCAACGGAUGAUUUUGAAAAGUUUCAAUAUAUCUUCGGCCAAGUUCAAUAUAUUCCAGUUUUAAGUGAGCAAUUGCACAACUUUGUGUUUUUUUCAAGGGAAAAGGUUUGCAAAGUUCCCCAGGAUAUGACUGAUGAAGCUAGUGGUCCUAUAAAAGAUCGUGAUUACGCAAUAAGGUGCUUUUGCAAAAAGUUUCUAGAUUCAACCGGGAACACAUGGGAGGAAUGGCUUGAGGGGAGUUUUGUUAGAAUGCCUAAGAAAUUCUUCCCAUUGAAGAUAGAUUAUUUCACCAAACUCGAUUUCGCAGAGAUUGAGGAUAUUGAAGACUUCCAAGAACAAAUGGUGGUUAACUUGGAUGAUUUAAAGACCUACAGGAUAAGAGGGGAAUUGAUUUCAAGGGAGUUAAUCGAGACAGCCAAGGAUAUCACUCAAAAGAAAAUAGAGAAUGCUCAUGAAGCACUUACAGAGCUUAAUAAAUUAACGACGGAACGUUCUUCUCUUCGUCGGUUGUAUGAAGCAAAUUUGCUAGACGGUGUUAAAGAUGUAAGUAUAUAUUUUUUUGCCUGCCCCGCAACACACUAGGUGAUUUGAAAUCAU